Messenger RNA from Xyrauchen texanus (razorback sucker), 3485 nucleotides. RefSeq names its product integrin beta-5-like. Bases 453 to 2867 code for a protein of 804 amino acids. The record is from RefSeq and is a predicted model, not a curated record. NCBI's taxonomy places the organism in Eukaryota, Metazoa, Chordata, Actinopteri, Cypriniformes, Catostomidae. The transcript has 15 exons. Gene Ontology annotation, molecular function: integrin binding. Gene Ontology annotation, biological process: cell migration; integrin-mediated signaling pathway; cell adhesion mediated by integrin. Gene Ontology annotation, cellular component: cell surface; focal adhesion; integrin complex.
UGAAAGUAAUGUUAGGGAUACGAUAGGCAGACAAUUAUUAAACGUCCAUGCUGAAAGCGAGAGGAGUGUUGACUGGAGAUAUCAACAGCCUGUUCGCGAAAUGUUAAAUUAGAUUUGAGGCGGAUGAUUUGAAAGUCGUGGAUGUAAUGCCGUGUAAAAUAGUAUUGCAAUGUACCACAGCCCGAGUAUGAGUAACAAUUACUCCGAUGUGGAUUAUUGUGGAAAGUUGCCGUUUUACGUCUCGGAUAUCAACAAUAUAUGAAGUUAUUUGUAGUGGACAUUACCUUCAGUCAUGUGUACCGCUGAGAUGUGGAUAGGAUGGGCAAAGAGAAGACUUUAGCAACUCACGAUCUAAAGAACGGGGACUGACUUUUAUAAUACAUACUGUUUGGCUCUUUGUAUUCGGAUAACACCGUCUUCUAACGUUGAACGGGUUUUAACUGCAAGGAAGAAUGUGGAAACUCUGGCAGUUUACCCGCCACACAUCUCUCUUAGUUUACAUAUUCUUGGAAAUAUUCAUUUACAGCGUCAAAGGUUAUAAUGUUUGCAUGAGCGGUAGCGCCACGUCUUGUGAAGAAUGUCUCCUCAUUCACCCGAGCUGCGCCUGGUGUGCACAAGAGGACUUUGGACAGACAAGAACGCUCACGUCACGAUGUGACUUUAGCCAGAAUUUACUAAAAAGUGGCUGUGAUUCACCUUUUAUCGAAAAUCCAAGGAGUGGCGUCUCUCUCAUGAGGAACAAACCCCUGAGCUCCAAAGGUCCUGGGUUGACCCAGUAUGAUGUCAUCCAGAUAUACCCACAGAAGAUCUUGCUCAGCCUAAGACCUGAUGACCUGAUCUCAUUUGAGGUACAGGUUCGUCCAGUUGAAGACUAUCCUGUUGAUUUGUACUAUCUGAUGGACCUCUCGCUCUCAAUGAAGGAUGAUCUAGACACAAUCCGUAACCUGGGCACCAAAUUGGCUGAGGAAAUGAGGAAACUCACAAGUAACUUCCGCCUUGGAUUUGGCUCUUUUGUGGAUAAGAACAUAUCACCCUUCUCCUACACAGCCCCCAAGUACCAGGACAACCCUUGCAAUGGAUAUAAGUUGUUCCCAAAUUGUGUCCCAACAUUUGGGUUCCGUCACCUCUUGUCUCUUACGGACAAAGUCGAUCGCUUCAACGAAGAGGUGCUAAAGCAGAUGGUGUCACGUAACAGGGAUGCACCAGAGGGGGGGUUUGAUGCCAUUCUGCAGGCUGCAGUGUGCAAGGAGAGGAUUGGCUGGAGGAAGGAGGCCUAUCAUCUUCUGGUGUUUGCCACGGAUGACGUCCCACACUUUGCUUUGGACGGCAAGCUCGGUGGACUAGUGCACCCUCAUGAUGGACAAUGUCACCUGAAUGACAAAAAUGAGUACAGUGCUUCAAACAAGAUGGACUACCCUUCACUAGCUCUACUUGGAGAGAAACUGGCUGAAAACAACAUUUUCCUCAUCUUUGCAGUGACCAAAAGGCACUAUGUUCUUUAUAAGAACCUCACUGCAUUGAUUCCUGGGACUACUGUGGAGAUUUUGGACCAAGACUCCAAAAAUAUUAUUCAGCUAAUUGUCAAUGCAUACAACAACAUCAGGUCGAAAGUUGAGCUAAACGUGUGGGAUCACCCUGAAGAUCUCAGCCUGACCUUCACUGCCACCUGCCAAGAUGGCCAGCCCCUGACUGGCCUCAGCAAGUGUGCUGACCUCAAAAUUGGUGACACUGUCUCCUUCAACAUAACGGUGGACACUCGAGGAUGCCCUCCAAAAGGUACCAGGAAGAGUUUUACCAUCAGGCCAGUUGGCUUCAAAGACCAUCUAGAGGUUUCCGUGGAGUAUCGCUGUGAUUGUGGCUGCACGCAAUACACAAAGGCCAGCAGUAGCCUCUGCAAUUCUGCCGGCACCCACAGCUGUGGGAUGUGCCGCUGUAAGCCUGGCUACCUGGGAGCCCGCUGUGAAUGUGAGGAGGGCGAGGUGGACCACCAGCAUAUCAGUGUCUGCAGAGAGGCCGAGGGUAAGCAGCUGUGCAGCGGCCGCGGAGAAUGCAGCUGCAACCAGUGUCUGUGCUACGAGUCAGAAUUUGGCAAAAUCUAUGGUCCCUUCUGCGAAUGUGACGACUUCUCCUGUGCCCGGCACAAGGGUGUACUUUGCUCAAGUCAUGGGGAAUGCCAUUGUGGUGAGUGUAAAUGCCAUGCUGGUUAUAUUGGAGACAACUGUAAUUGCUCUACAGAGACGGCUUCCUGUGUGUCAGACGCUGGCAAGAUCUGUAGUGGGCGGGGCAAUUGUGUGUGUGCACAGUGCCAGUGCACAGAGCCAGGGGCAUUUGGGGACACCUGUGAGAAAUGCCCAACCUGUCCAGAUGCCUGUGGGACAAAGAGGGAAUGCAUCGAGUGCCGUCUCUUCAACACGGGGAGACUCGCCGAUAACCAGACCUGUCAGCGCAUGUGCAAGGAUGAGAUCAUCACCGUGGAAACCCUUAAAACGGAUGAUCCUAACACUGUUCAGUGCAUCUAUAAGACAGAGAAUGACUGUGUGAUGAAGUUCACAUAUUCUGAACAUGCCAAUGGCCAGUCUGUCCUAAAUGCUCUUAAAGAUCCAGAGUGUGUCGUUGCCCCUAAUGCCUCAACGGUGCUCCUGGUAGUUGUUUGCAGCAUCUUGUCGAUUGGUAUCAUGUUGUUAGCCCUCUGGAAACUGGUUAUAACCAUCAAAGACCGCCGCGAGUUUGCCCGCUUCCAAAGUGCACGUUCGCGGGCACGAUAUGAGAUGGCAUCUAAUCCUGUUUAUAAGAAGUCCAUCACCUCUCCCCCAAUGGAGACAGUUUUCCAUAUGCAUACCAAGUCAUGCAACGGAGGAGCCCACUGAUUAACCUACAGUUGGACUUGGGGACAUGGCAGGACCUGUCCAGUUGUGCACAACAAGGGAGAACCAGGAUGGACAUUUUUGGGCAAUCUUCUUUUUUGUGGGUGUUUCUUGAGGAUUGGAACCGAUCAUUAUGCAGAUCAGUAAUGAAAGUUAAUUACUGAGCAGAACUAGGACACAUGGUGAAUUUAACUGGCACUGGAUGAGCUGAAAUAGUUAGAUGUAUUACAAAUAUGGGUGUUGGACAUUCAUCAUGCUUGAAUUUAAUUCUUAAUUUUCUUCAGUUGUAACCAUACCUCUUCCACAUUAUGAGGGAUUCACUGUGCAUUGUGUUGUAUGGGCAAUUCUCAAGUGUAUGUAUAUUUUUAUCAGUCUGCCUUUUCCAACCAUUACACAUUUUAAGUCAAUUCAACUUGUUUACUAUAGACCGGUGCCAUAAAGUGUGCACAGAACACAAAAAAUGCUAAAUUAUACAUACAUACAUACAUACAUACAUACAUUCUUUGAAGAAGAGGUUACUAACCUAACCAGAGCAAUAAUUUUCUUAACUCUUGUUUUGCACAUUGGGUAUUAGGUUGAGGUUUAUAAAGUAAAAAUAAAAUAAAAAAUGGCACUCUAGAA